AGGGAAACCAAAGGACCUGCCUGGGUUCCCAUGGCCAUGGCCAGCACCUACAUCCCGGGGCUCAACCCUCAGAAUCCUCAUUAUAUCCCAGGGUAUACCGGACACUGCCCACUGCUUCGGUUCAGCAUGGGCCAGACCUAUGGGCAGGUGACUAGUCAGCUACUUCGGGGCCCUCCUGGUCUAGCCUGGCCACCUGCCCAGCGCACACUUCUGCCUCCCAUUCAGCCUCCAAGAUCUCCUGAGCUUCCCAAGUGCAGCCUACCCACCGGGUGCAGGCACAGAAGGCUGGGCUCCAGCAUGAUUCCUGGGUACACAGGUUUUGUACCCCGGGCACAGCUUAUCUUUGCCAAGAACUGCAGCCAGGUCUGGGCUGAGGCUCUGAAUGAUUUUACUCUGUGGCAUGGGGACCAAGGGAGUCAAGGACUAGCAAAGGAGACCAAGGGAGACAAAGACCAAGAGCCAAAUCCAGAGCCAGAGCUGGCAGAAGAAGAGGUGCCAGAGCUGAAGCUGGAGCAAGUGAGAACAAAGGUUUUACCCUACUCCAUGGAUGACGCAGACCCCCAGAAGUUCUUCAUGUCAGGCUUCACUGGCUACGUGCCCCGUGCCCGCUUCCUCUUUGGCUCCAGCUUCCCUGUGCUCACCAACCAGGCACUGCAGGAAUUCGGGCAGAACUACUCAAAGGGCAGUGCCCAGCAAGAUCCCAGACCUUUGCCCCCGCUUCCCAGGACCUACCUGCAGAAUCUUGGACUUCUCCCUCACUAUGGAGGCUAUGUGCCAGGGUAUAAGUUCCAGUUUGGCCACACAUUUGGGCAUCUAACCCAUGAUGAUUUGGGCCUGAGCACCUCCCAGAAGCAACUCCUGGCUUAGGUACCUGGUCUUCAAGU
Molecule: messenger RNA, 884 nt
Organism: Octodon degus (degu)
Lineage: Eukaryota; Metazoa; Chordata; Mammalia; Rodentia; Octodontidae
Gene: Cimip2b
Product: family with sequence similarity 166 member B
Exons: 6
Coding region: 31-867 (278 amino acids)
Source: RefSeq, a predicted model, not a curated record